Messenger RNA from Eurytemora carolleeae, 3251 nucleotides. RefSeq lists its product as uncharacterized. NCBI's taxonomy places the organism in Eukaryota, Metazoa, Arthropoda, Copepoda, Calanoida, Temoridae. The transcript is spliced from 8 exons. The record is from RefSeq and is a predicted model, not a curated record. The coding region runs from base 2197 to 2997 and encodes 266 amino acids.
UAGUCUCUAUAUUAUGAAAAAGAGAGGAUCACGCAUUAACCCCUAUAUCCACCAUUAUAAAGUUUUCAGAUCAGGAAAAAAUAUUCUGUGUCCAGAAAAGGUAUUGUGUGUCCAGGAAAAAUAUUCUUUGCCCUGGAAAGGUAUUGUGUGUCCAGGAAAGAUAUUCUGUGCUCAGGAAAGAUAUUGUGUGUCCAGUAAAGGUAUUGUGUGUCCAGGAAAGGUAUUGUGUGUCCAGGAAAGGUAUUGUGUGUCCAGGAAAGAUAUUGUGUGUCCAGGAAAGGUAUUGUGUGUCCAGGAAAGGUAUUGUGUGUCCAGGAAAGGUAUUGUGUGCUCAGGAAAGGUAUUGUGUGUCCAGGAAUGAUAUUCUGUGAUCAGGAAAGGUAUUGUGUGUCCAAGAAAGGUAUUCUGUGCUCAGGAAAGGUAUUGUGUGUCUAGGAAAGAUAUUCUGUGCUCAGGAAAGGUAUUGUGUGUCCAAGAAAGGUAUUGUGCCCAUGAUGUUUUAUGUCUAGGAAAAGUAAUAAAGGAAAUAUUAUAAUUGUAAAUGACGAGAAUACCUGUAUUGUAGAGUUUAUAAACAAACCCGGUUUCCAGGUAAUUAACUUACCUAGACAACCUUCAUGAAUAAUUUAUAAACCUGGGUUUAAACCUCAGCAGUAGGUUAAAGGUUUUUACACAAACUUUAAACAAAUUUUUAGUUUAGUGAUUAAAUAACAUGACUUAGUUGAAUGGGUCAAGAUUAAAUAUAUUCAGUUAAUAAAGGUUCAAAUGAUUUAACAUCAGGGUUUAAUACAGGGUUUAAUAUAAGCAGAGAACAAUUAUACAUGGUUUAAUAUUAGCAAAGAACAAGUCUACAGUGUUUAAUAUUAGUAGAAAACAAGUAUACAGGGUUUAAUAUUAGUAGAGAACAAGUAUAUAGGGUUUAAUAUUAGUUGAGAACAAGUAUGCAGGGUUUAAUAUUAGUUGAGAACAAGUAUGCAGGGUUUAAUAUUAGUAGAGAACAAGUAUACAGGGCUUAGUAUUAGUCUAGAACAAGUAUAUAGGGUUUAAUAUUAGUUGAGAACAAGUAUGCAUGGUUUAAUAUUAGUAGAGAACAAGUAUACAGGGCUUAGUAUUAGUCUAGAACAAGUAUAUAGGGUUUAAUAUUAGUUGAAAACAAGUAUGCAGGGUUUAAUAUUAGUAGAGAACAAGUAUACAGGGCAUAGUAUUAGUUGAGAACAAGUAUAUAGGGUUUAAUAUUACUAGAGAACAAGUAUGCAGGGCUUAGUAUUAGUAGAGAACAAGUAUACAGGGCUAAGUAUUGGUUGAGAACAAGUAUAUAGGGUUUAAUAUUAAUAGAGAACAAGUAUGCAGGGCUUAGUAUUAGUCUAGAACAAGUAUAUAGGGUUUAAUAUUAGUAGAGAACAAGUAUGCAGGACUUAGAAUUAGUAGAGAACAAGUAUAUAGGGUUUAAUAUUAGUAGAGAACAAGUAUACAGGGUUUAAUAUUAGUAGAGAACAAGUUACAAGGUUUAAUAUUAGUAGAGAAUAAGUAUACAGGGUUUAAGUAAAAAACAAGUAUACAGUGUUUAGUAUUAGAAGAGAACAAGUAUACAGGGUUUAAUAUUAGUAGAGAACAAUUAUACAGUGUUUAUUAUUAAAAGAGAACAAGUAUACAGGGUUUAAAAUUAGUAGAGAACAAGUAUGCAGGGUUUUGUAUUAGUAGAGAACAAGUAUACAGGGUUUAGUAUUAGUAAAAAACAAGUAUACAGUGUUUAGUAUUAGAAGAGAACAAGUAUACAGGGUGUACUGUUAGUAGAGAUCAAGUAUACAGGGUUUAAUUUUAGUAGAGAACAAGUAUACAGUGUUUAGUAUUAGAAGAGAACAAGUAUACAGGGUUUAAUAUUAGUAGAGAACAAUUAUACAGUGUUUAGUAUUAAAAGAGAACAAGUAUACAGUGUUUAGUAUUAGAAGAGAACAAGUAUGCAGGGUUUAGUGUUCGUAGAGAACAAGUAUACAGGGUUUAAUAUAAAUAGAGAACAAGUAAACAGGGUUUAGUAUUAGAAGAGAACAAGUAAACAGUGUUUAGAAUUAGAAGAGAACAAUGUAAAAAAAAUGUUGAUUCUUAUAGAAAAAAAAUAUACAGGAUUUCAUUUUAGCAAAAAAAUAAAUCAAAAUUGAUAUUUAGAAGUUAGGAAAUUUUGUUAAAACCUGGUAGAAAAUGGAGUUUAAGAAAUGGGCUGUACAGCCUACUUCUGAACCUGGCUCCGCUAGAUCCAACCUAAACAGUUCAAGGUCUAGAGUUGUCUCACGACUGAUGACUACAAGAGAUCAAGAGAUGACUGGGUCUAAGGAGAAAUUAUCUGAAAGCUUCUCUAUGUCCCAUGAAUCCUCUCUGCAGCAGGAACCUAUAUCCUUCUCAGAGGAGAAAAAUUUAGCUUCAUCAGUUGGGGCUUCUCAAUACUCAGAUGGAAGGGUGGAUACAAAAAACUCAAGAUGGUUGGUUCCUCAGCCUGAGAUUCAAGAAGAUGAAGUCAAAAAGAAUUUUGAUCCUGAUACAGUAAACUCAUCCGUAGUACCCUCUCCUCUCCGUCCUAUCAAGGUUUACUUGAGAAUAGGGUUGUUGGUUGGAGCAUUCCCGGCUGAUGUCGGAGAAAGAUAUAUCCAUUACUUCUUCGAGUUCUGUGAUGGUCGAACUUGGUACGUGAUGUUGGUUCUAUUGUUGUGGAUGUUGGGAGGGGUUGGUUUAAUAGUUUACUGUUUAAUCAGCAGUACAACAUCUACAUUUAUCUCUAUUUUCCAGAGUAAGACGACCUGGACCUGGAUGUCAAUGACCUCUACUGAUCAAUUGGUUCUACUCUCUAUUCCAGUUGUGUCAUUAAUCUUCAUUCCACUUCUUAUAGGAAUGUCUUGGAGCAGGAUAAACUCUCUCAGUGAAAUUUGCGAAAACUUUGUAACUAACGGAUACAGGGUUGGAUUUACUCCAUCAAACAGAACCAUGAGUGCUCUAGCUUAUAGGUAAUAGGUAUACACGAUAAACUAUUUUGGUUGGGAUUGGGUUCAGCCACAUCAAUCAAACACGAUCUCCACGAUCUCUACAGUGUAAACUUUUAAAUGGAUUUAAGUUCAAUUGUGGAAAUAAACCAGAAAUCCACAAAUAGAUGAAGAAGAAGUGGUUUGAAAUAUUGGUUGCUGUGUCCAAGACUCAAAUCAAACAGCCAGGGCCGGGAUGGGAAAUCGACUGAGCGCAAAAUUAACAGACUUAAAAUUUUAAAA